Molecule: messenger RNA, 1131 nt
Organism: Pyrenophora tritici-repentis Pt-1C-BFP
Lineage: Eukaryota; Fungi; Ascomycota; Dothideomycetes; Pleosporales; Pleosporaceae
Source: RefSeq, a predicted model, not a curated record
AUGCCAGCACCGACAGCUCACGCGGAAUGCCCUUACUAUGAGAGACUGCGACGCGACCUGCGCGAGUCACUGAACAAGAAGCGCCAAAUCGACAACAAUCUGCUACAACUCGAAGAUAAUAUCUUGCGAGUCGAAACGCAGUACCUUGAAGAGACAAGCGCCGGAAACAUCAUCAAGGGCUUUGACAACUACAUCAAGGGCGCAGCGACUACGACCGCAGCCGGUGGAGCUGGUACUGCGACUAGGCGAAAGGCUCCGAUUAGUGAUGCGGACAGAAUAUUCAGCCGGAGCUCGACCAGUUUUCUGAGGGAGUCAAGGCCAGCCGCUGACAGCGCUCUCCAGGAAACUUCGACACCGGGCUCAGCAACAGCGACGCCAUCGCACGCUCCUACACCCACAUCGUCCUUCCCUACACGCGAGUCGAGCCAACCUACAAACGGUGCGAGGCCUGGAGGAAGUAAGAAGAAGAAAGCGGCUGACGAAGACGAUGAAGACAGCAACAAGACGAAGCGACAAAAGAUCUCGUAUGGACGAGAGUGAAACGCCAAUGCAAGACUCCGAUGUCGCCGCACCGAGAGGCGGCCGGUAAACAACCCACCGAAAUUACGCAGAUUACAAGAAUUGCAUUGAAGCGAGUAAAUUGCUCCAGGCAAGGACGAUUGCGCGUCCUAUGGGUCCCGACACACAGGAUCCAUCAUGUAUAUCAACAAAAUAGGAAGGCACACAAGGCAUCGGGUAGAGGCCCGAAGCUGCGCAUGUUCAAAUGGUGGAUAUGGUGGAUACCAUGCUACAGCCACGAGCCUUUGAUACCGUUGGUAGAUCGGCUUUAAAACGCGGGGGUUGGUUGAUCUGGACAUGCGAUCCACUUUAUGUAAGACGCCUGCCGACUACCGUUGGGCAAAAACGCCUCUGUGCUGGCAAAGCGGUGGAGUUUGGUUGAUGCUUGAUUUGUUCCUUGCUCGAAGUGGUUGGAGGGAUGCGGUGGUGGCGGUGGAGGUGGAGCAUGUCUUGGCGGUUUGGUUACACGCACGCAGUGCAGUGACUGGCGGCUUCAUCUCAGCGAGAGCGGGAAUUGUUAUCCUUUGGGCAGGUUAGCAUAGUGGGUCCAUGCAAAGGGAAAUGUCUGCUGAA